UCUCCUGGAGUUUGUUUUUGCCGGGAGAGGUCGCAUGCUUUAACACAGCUAUGAGUCUUUAAUGCGAAUUACAAGUAAACAACCUCGACUCGGUCAUGUAGGAACAUCUAAAAAUGUUAACAGCAACUGAGCCUUUGGAGAAACAUCGUCCAGGUCUUAUAAAUGCGUAACUGUGCUUUUUCUAGCGGGUGUUUUGGUUUCGCCCCGUCGAGAGACCCAGCCUGACACAGAAGAGCUGUGUACACCCAACCAUGUCUACAGAGAUGAUGAUGCAGUCCUGCCCCAUGGAUCGGAGCAGCAGCUUUUUUAAGCUGAUUGACACAUUUUCCACGGAGAUCUCAGAGCUAAAGCAGGAAAUGGUUCAGCCAGCCAGAGAGCCAGAGACAGAGAUCUUACAGGGUCUGGAAGGAGAGGUCAGUGGUCUUUUCCUUCAAUCUUCUGCCUGCGCUGGUGCACCUGGAGUGAGGGAUUCUGGGUAUGACUCUCUACGCAGACGCAUGAGCAUCCUGGACAGACUGAUGCAAACUCACUCUGUAUGGUUGUUACUGUCACUCAGCGAUGAGGAAGCCAGACGCAUUCUGCAGCCGCAGCCGGCAGGGAGUUUUGUGGUGAGGAGGUGUUAUAAACUGCAGAAAAAGGUGAUUUCUCUACGUAUGGACAGUGACACACUGAUUGUUCUGGACUUCCCAGUUAAAGAGAGUCAAUAUACUUUUUCCCUGGAGGGCUCAGGGAUCAGCUUUGCAGACCUCUUUCGUCUGGUGGCAUUCUGCUGUAUCAGCAGGGACGUUCUGCCCUUCACACUGAAGCUGCCAGAGGCCAUAGCAGCUGCAAAGACCCCUAAAGAUCUGGAGGAGGUGGCUCAGUUAGGAAGAGGUUUCUGGGAAUCUGAACUGUGCAAUAAGAGGAAGUCUGGGGAGACUGUUUGUGAAAUUUCACAACAAAGACUGAAACAGUGGUUAUCUCCGAGAGUUCCGGCCAUUCCAUUCACUCGGACCCCUUCUGAACUUGAAUGCAGUCAAUCUAACGGAGCGCUGUGCUUCAUCAAUCCCCUGUUCCUGCAGACACACCAAACCAAACCUUCACCUAAAAAGCAAGAAUCAUCCCCGGGAAACACAAAUCGACAGAACGAGGAAGACAGAGUCUUUUGCCGUGCAAAAAGCACACAAAACAAAUCACACGCAAGUGUGAGCAGAUCCAAUAGCGAGAAAUCACCGCCACCUCGGCCCCCACCUCCCCGCUUUGGCUCCAGCAGAUCAGCACUUCUUCGCAAACAGAAGACCAUGCCUGAGACUGUCUGUUGGAUCAAAAUGCCUCAGGAAAAGAGCAGCCUACUGGGGAGGUUGGGAUCAUCCUUUAGUUCCUUAUCACCCUCCUCCUCCCCACCCAAAAAGUUCAGUAAACCCAUCCUGGUGCCCUCAUCCCGCAGUAAGAAUUCCUCUGGUCUGCUUGAUGCUGAUGGCCUCCGCUGCCACAUGGCCCUGGAUGACCAGACCAUUGAGGAAGCUGUGUCUUGGAGCCUGGCCAAGCUGUCCUCACGCAACUCCACUGCCCUGGAGAAUGGCAGCCCCGUGGAUGAGCACUGCUCCAGCGGACGAGAGCGUCUGAGUGACAUUAGCAUCUCCACCUCGUCCUCAGAUUCACUCGACUUCACCCACAGCUUCUCGCUGCCCACAGAGGCCAGUCCCUCCAGAACUGAGCGGCCCACUGGUGACAGCAGCCUGGAGGAGGAUGAAGAGGAAGAAGAUGAUGGAAUCAACUUGGAGAGCGACCAGGAGGUGCCACCACCCUUCAAGUCAAAGAAACAAAAUGGCGCUGGUACGUUUGUGCUGCCGCGUGCACUGAGAGGACAUUUGCGCAAGAUGAGUGGCGUUCUCAAUUCUCUGAUGACACCCGAGAAGAGAGCUAUUCGGAAGAUUGUCGAGCAAUCCAGGGAUAAAGGGACUUACUUUGGCUGCCUGGUGCAGGAGUAUGUGAGCUUUCUGCAAGAGAACUGUGGCUGCCACACAUCAGGCAUGGACCUGCUGCAGACUCUCAGGCAGUUCAUGACUCAGAUGAAGUCCUACCUGCUGCAGAGCUCAGAGCUUGACCCACCAAUUGAGUCCCUUAUCCCGGAGGAUCAAAUAGAUCAGGUGAUGGAGAAAGCCAUGCACAAGUGUGUGCUGAAGCCCCUAAAGCCUGUUAUAGAGGCCGCUUUGCGGGACUUCCAGGUGAACAGUGGGACUUGGCAGCAACUGAAAGAGAAUCUGGUUUUGGCCAAAUCCAAGCAGCCCCAGGAGAUGGGUGUGGAUGGAGCUCUGCCCCCUGAUCCUGUUGCCAUAGAGAAGAUCCGCCACAAGUUCCACAACAUGUGCAAGUUGUACUCACCUGAGAAGAAAGUGUCUCUGCUGCUCAGUGUGUGCAAGCUUAUCUACACCAUAAUGGAGAACAACUCAGGGAGGAUGUACGGGGCAGACGACUUCCUGCCCAUGCUGACAUAUGUGAUGGCCCAGUGUGACAUGCCACAACUGGACCCUGAAAUAGAGUACAUGAUGGAGUUACUGGACCCAUCACUGCUUCAUGGAGAAGGAGGCUAUUACCUGACCAGUGCAUAUGGGGCAAUGUCUCUCAUCAAGAACUUCCAGGAGGACCAGGCAGCUCGUGUGCUGAGCUCUGAAACCCGUAACACGCUGCACCAGUGGCACCGUAGACGCACAACCCAGCGGACCACACCAACUGUGGAUGAUUUCCAGAACUAUUUGCGGGUGGCGCUGCAAGAUGCAAGCAGUGGCUGCACAGCCAAAACCCUUCAGGUGCAACCUUACUCCACAACGGAGGAUGUGUGUCAGAAAUGCGCAGACAAGUUUAAAAUUUCGGACCCGGAAAACUACGCCCUUUUCCUCUUGACGGAUGAAACCACACAGCAGCUGGCCCCAGACACUCACCCGCAGAAGAUCAAGGCCGAGCUGCACAGCCGCCCACAGCCACAACUCUUCUACUUUGUGUACCGCCAAAUCCAAAACCUCACUGUCCCUUCAGACCAACUCAAUGACAACACUUCACCCAACUGAGAGAGCAAACCUCCUUCCUUAGCAAAACCGCUAACGUCUGCAUUGUUUUGAAAAAAAGCUGGAGGGAAGUGGGAAAUGUGCUUAGAGGGAAAUAGGGAAGGAAGCAUGUGUCUGACAGAUGCAGCGUUUUUUAUGCUCCGUCUUCACUAUUUUCAAAACGUUUUGGGAAGUGGCACGAGACCAUCAUGAGAGAAUAGCUGUACCCAAACUGCAAAUGUUAUAAUAUGCCUGUUUAUUUCUUCAUGAAUGUUCAAACACAUUCAGGUUAGCAGAGAAACAGCAGCAUUUCGGUGUUUAUGGGUAGGCUUUGCACAUUCCAUAUUGAAUAUGCUCAAAAAUUGUGCCUUCCUCUUCCCAAAGCUCUACAUAUCUCUCCUGUCUCCUAUUCCUCGCCAGACUGAGAGACAUUUGGCAUUUUUUUCUGAUGACUGCAUCAAGGUGAAGACUUUUAGAAAGUUCCUUCCUUCAGCAUGCGUACCAUGGACAUCUCAGUCCCUAAGGACAUUGUGGACAAUUGUUUUUUUUUUUCUUUUGGCAGUUGCUGGUAAACUGCAUUAUUUUUAUAUAUGAUACAUUUUUUGUGUGAUAAUAUUGCAUGUAUCUCUGUGAUGAUAAGACCAAUUAAAGAACCAGGCAUUGUUGCCAGUGAAGUUUUAUCAUAAUGCUUUUCUAUGAAUUGUGAUCAUUAAGUAGUCAUUAGUAGUAAUGGAGAUUGUAGAAAUGGUGGGGUUUAGUUCUAAAAUACUGUACUACUACUGACAAGCUAAACAUUUAGAGCUUGUGGUAAUCUGCAUCUUUGUUGUACUGAUUUUGGUUUUGACUUGCAGACAAAGGGCAUUUCGCAAGUAGGACUAAUGGAAAGAUCUGUGUAAAGUAAGAAAGAAUAUGAAAAAGGACAUAGAUGUUUUAAGUGAGUUAAGAGUCAUUUGUAGAAAUAUCAAUGAACAGAAAUGAUUUUUGUGUCACUGGAAAGUGCUGUCAGGGAAUACCGAGAUAGAUGAGUAACAUAAAGGAGAAUAGUUCUUUAACAUUCAUAACUAUACUCAUAACCUCUGCAAUAACUUACCAAGUAUUUCAUGUUCUACUAAAUUUACUCUGUUUGCAUGUUUUGAUGUAAACUCGGGGCAUUGUUUUUUGUUUGUUUGUUUGUUUGUUUGUUUUAUGAGACCAGGGUGCUGAAAUGCUCUUAUUCCAUGUAACGAUAAUAUAGAAACACUAGUCACAUCUGAAACACAAACUACAUGUUUCAAGUCGUGAAAUUUAUUUUAACAAGAUAUUUCAAGUCUGUUAAAUGUAUACAUAUUUAUAUGAAAUCUGUGCAGGAAUAUUCGCAGAUUUGAAAAGUCGUGAUUCAAAAAUAUUGUGUAUUCAUUCGGAGAAAAGAUCAUCCUCAUUUUUUUGUCAGUUCUUCAUAUUUGCCUUUUUUAAUGUACUCUUUGCACACAAUAAAUUGAUGUUGAACAUU
Carassius carassius (crucian carp) is the source of this 4512-nucleotide messenger RNA. RefSeq names its product ras and Rab interactor 2-like. Lineage: Eukaryota; Metazoa; Chordata; Actinopteri; Cypriniformes; Cyprinidae. The record is from RefSeq and is a predicted model, not a curated record. Gene Ontology annotation, cellular component: cytosol; endocytic vesicle. Bases 252 to 3047 code for a protein of 931 amino acids. Gene Ontology annotation, molecular function: small GTPase binding; guanyl-nucleotide exchange factor activity. The transcript has 13 exons. Gene Ontology annotation, biological process: signal transduction; vesicle-mediated transport.